Messenger RNA from Trichomonas vaginalis G3, 1680 nucleotides. RefSeq lists its product as uncharacterized. The transcript has a single exon. The record is from RefSeq and is a predicted model, not a curated record. NCBI's taxonomy places the organism in Eukaryota, Parabasalia, Trichomonadida, Trichomonadidae. The coding region runs from base 1 to 1680 and encodes 559 amino acids.
AUGGAAGGCGAGUAUCGAGGACAAUUAUCUCAACUUAAUUAUCAAAGACAGUUUGUCCACAAGUUAUUUGAUCGAAUGUUUGAGAUUAUAUUCGAGAAUCUCAAACGUGAAUAUGCUUCAAUAUCAAAAAUACCUUAUGGCGAUAUUGAUAGAAAGAUAUUAGUCGAAUACCAACAAAAGCUCGAAUCGCUAAAGAAAGAUAUAAUUAUCCAUCAACAAAACGAAUCUUUACAAAUAACUCAAUUAAUUCACGCUCAAAAAAUUGAAAUUGACCUGUUGUUACAACGAAAUGAAAAAAGAUUUUCAAAAUUUGUGAAUAUGCAUCAUGAUUUAGAGGAACUAAUGAAUAGUACAGAAGGAAUCAUCUGCACUACCAAAAACAAACUUUCGGAAAUUUAUCAAAAGAGAAUAAGAGAUUUUGAUAAUGAACAGAAUGAAAAAAUCAAACUUCUGAACGAAGAGUUUACCGAUCGAUGUACAAAAAUAUCCGAGGAAUACAAGCAGAGAUUAAUGUCUGCUCUUGAAAUUCCGGAAAGAAAAUCUGAGGUUCCUCUAAGCUCUUUGAAAACUCAGAUAGCGAUAUUAAGAGAAAACGUGGAAACUUCGAAAAAACAAUAUAAUGAUAUAAUGAAAGCUUAUAAAUCUUUUUCAAAAUUUCCUUCUUUAGUUCUGAAAGAGUUAUUUGACUCACUCAAUAUUCAUAUAAGUGAUUCGAUAAAAUCACAAGUACAAGAACAUUAUGAUAAUAACGUUAAAAUCCAAAAAUUAUAUCUCGAGUAUUACGAAUCAAAAUUUAACCAUAAGCUAAAAGAUCACGAUUUAUUCAUUACAAUGCUAAAUAAACGCGAUUUACUACUCGAUUAUCUUUGUAAUUUGCGUGUUCUACCUCAAGAUGAAGCUCGAGUCGAAAAUGAUACGAGUCAACAAGAGAAAGAAGUAGAAAUACUUGAUAAAGAAUAUACUACUUUUCAAGAAAUACUAAACAAACGAAUAUCUGAAUAUGAAUUACGAUUCAAAGAAGAAAUCCAACAAAAGCAAUUCGAAUUACAACAAGAACACGAAUUAGCAAUCGAGAAUAUUUCAUUACCUACUACAUCCGACUUAAAUGAUUAUAAAAGCGAAUACGAUGCUCUUACAAAGAUAUAUCAAAAUCUAGAAACAGCAGAAAUUUCAACGAAACCAACUACAGAAGAUGAAAUAUUAUAUUACAAGCUUAAACUAGAAUUAGAAGCUACAAGAAUAUCAAGAAUAAAAAUACAAGAAGCAACAGAUACAAUCAAUUCUAAAUUACAAUCAAAAGAUACAAUACAGAUUACCUUACUACAAAAUAAGAUACAACAAGAAGAGUCUAAGGCUCAGUUUCUAUUAGAAAAUCAAGAAAAUUUUUACAAAAGUAAAUUGAAACAUCAAGAAGAAAGUAUAAAGAACAUGAAUGAAUACAUUGACAAAAUGAGGACAAUUCAUAAUAAUGCAUUAGAAGAUCUCGAUCAAGUUUUCAAUGAUCAGUUAGAUUCUGUCAUUGAAACUCAUAAUCAAGAAAAGCAGAUUAUCAUGCGAGAAGAUCCAGAAGUAUCUAAAGCAAUUGAUCAUCUUAAUUUUGCGAGAUCAAAAGCAUCACUCUCAGAUAGCGCUUAUAUCGCUUUCUUAGAGAGAUAUAUCUAUCAAACUGCUAUCAAAUGA